AUGCAUCUCGGCUUAGCCAUCAUCGCGGCCUUGAGCCUCACCAUCGACGCCUACCCGCAACAGCGACAUGGCUUUCUCCGAAUCCUGCCACGGGCCAAUGAGACGGGGAUUUUGUGCGGCCAGACCGAGUACUCCCUCACCGAGGUGCAGUCGGCGGCGGAUGCGGCUUGCCAGCACGUGGAGGACGGCACGACGGCGGGCAGCUCGAGCUACCCGCACACGUAUCGAAACCAGGAAGGCUUCGAUUUCAACGGAGUCGAAGGGCCCUUUGUCGAGUUCCCGAUGAAGACAACUGGUGUCUACAAAGGCGGCAAGCCUGGAGCUGAUAGAGUCAUCAUCACUGAGAAGUGCGUUCUGGCUGGCCAGAUCACGCAUACCGGGGCGAAGGGCAACGCGUUUGUGGGAUGCGAGGGAACCAGCUAA
Colletotrichum karsti is the source of this 423-nucleotide messenger RNA. RefSeq names its product guanyl-specific ribonuclease f1. NCBI's taxonomy places the organism in Eukaryota, Fungi, Ascomycota, Sordariomycetes, Glomerellales, Glomerellaceae. The record is from RefSeq and is a predicted model, not a curated record. The transcript is spliced from 2 exons. The coding region runs from base 1 to 423 and encodes 140 amino acids. Gene Ontology annotation, molecular function: RNA binding; RNA nuclease activity.